Glycine soja is the source of this 1644-nucleotide messenger RNA. RefSeq names its product probable 2-oxoglutarate-dependent dioxygenase AOP1. Bases 168 to 1136 code for a protein of 322 amino acids. NCBI's taxonomy places the organism in Eukaryota, Viridiplantae, Streptophyta, Magnoliopsida, Fabales, Fabaceae. The record is from RefSeq and is a predicted model, not a curated record. Gene Ontology annotation, molecular function: dioxygenase activity. The transcript is spliced from 3 exons.
AGAAUUUAAAAUCAUAGCCCCGAAAACAAACAAAUAUCCAUUAUUAAUAUAAAAUCACACAAAAGCUAGGAAGAAAGCCAACAACACCAUCAAGCUUUCCCACACACGAAUAAUUGUUUUCAACGAGAGCAGUGAUAUCCUAAAGAUCGAGAGAAUCAUCAUCGAUCAUGGGAUCCCAAACACAGUCUCAAGAACUUCAUGUGGUGGACUUCACCGACGAAAACACGAAGAAGCCCGGCACCGAUGCAUGGCUCUCAGCGUGCAGUGUAGUGAGGACUGCACUCGAGGACAACGGUUUUUUCAUGGCACGCUAUGAUAAAGUUGGCAAAGAGCUUUGUGACUCAGUUGUAUCUGCGGUGGAAGAGCUAUUUGAUCUCCCUGUGGAGACAAAAGCGCAAAAGACUAGUGAGAAACUUUUCCAUGGCUACUUAGGGCAAGUCUCGUGGCUUCCUUUGUAUGAAUCUGUGGGCAUUGAUGAUCCGUUGACCUUGCUAGGGUGUCAAAAAUUUGGCCACAUAAUGUGGCCGGAGGGGAAUCAUCGUUUCUGUGAAAGCAUCAAUGAGUAUUCUAAGUUGUUGGGAGAGUUGGACCAUAUGGCGAAGAGAAUGGUGUUUGAGAGCUAUGGUGUGGACAUGCAACGAUGCGAUUCUUUCAUAGAAUCAAACGAUUAUCUACUUCGAUGCAUGAUGUAUAGGACACCCCAGACGGGUGAAAUUGAUUUGGGACUGCAACCUCACUCGGACUUGACCAUCACUUCCAUUGUACAUCAGCUGAAUAAUCUGAAUGGCUUGGAAAUCAAACUGAAGGAUGGGGAAUGGAAAGGGAUUGAUGCUUCACCCUCUUCGUUUGUAGUUAUGGCAGGUGACGCAUUCAAUGUGUGGAGUAAUGGCAGAAUACGGCCAUGUGAACACAGAGUUACAAUGAAUGCAAAGAAAACCAGAUACUCUAUGGGACUGUUUUCUUUUGGUGGUAAUAAGGUGAUGCGUAUACCUGAGGAGCUAGUUAAUAAGCAACAUCCCUUGCGUUAUAAACCACUAUUCGACCAUUAUGAAUACCUUCGUUUCUAUGACAAAGAGAAAAUCAAAGAGCCUUACUCUCGAAUCCAAGCCCAUUGUGGAAUCUCUACCCUACAGUAGUACGUACGAAGAAGGAAAAUGUUAAUCGUGCUGAUGAAUAAAUUGGUUGCAUGCCUUAUACUACGUGUGCUCUUCUGUUGGGAACUACGAUUCUAAUCCUAAGCAGAAAUAAUAAAGGAAAAGCAAUAGUGGAAAUUUCUCAUGUAUUCACUUCAAUUCUGGAUACACAUUUAUAAGCAGCACAAGCUAAUUGGUGCAUGUGUCCCACUGUGAGUGCGCUGAAUUUUAAUAACAAAAUUGAACAAAUUGUUAUAACAGAAUUGGUUAAGGAAAUUUAGAAAUAUUCUUGUCCUUAUGCUAGUGUUGGCCUCUUGAUGUUCCUGCUUGGUCUGGUAUCAGCCCUCUCUGUAUUGCUAUCAUCUUCCUACGUGCAUGCCUACCGAAGUUCCUAGUGUUAUGUCACUAUUUUUUGUUUGAUGAACAAUAUUAUAGUAGGUUCUAAGGUUUCAGGCACAUGUACGAACAGAAUGUAUUGAUAUAUAAUUGUAAUUCUUGUUUCUCGUUAAAA